Molecule: messenger RNA, 3148 nt
Organism: Salmo salar (Atlantic salmon)
Lineage: Eukaryota; Metazoa; Chordata; Actinopteri; Salmoniformes; Salmonidae
Source: RefSeq, a predicted model, not a curated record
AUGAACUCAUCCCAGGGUAUCGCUGGAGAGGGAGGGGCUGCUGGUCUCACAGGGCCAAGGGGUGAGCGUGGCAUCCCAGGAGAGAGAGGUGAUGUGGGAACUAACGGACUACCGGGGCCCAAAGGUAUUUCAGGGGGGCCAGGACCAGAGGGACCAAAGGGUGGGUCUGGAACUAAAGGAACCGUUGGGGACAUAGGAGCUGCAGGCCUGCAGGGGAUGCCAGGGAAGAGGGGUGUCCCUGGUUCUCCUGGUCCUAAAGGAGAUGUGGGUUCAGUUGGUGAGAAAGGAACCGAGGGUACUGCUGGAAACGACGGGCCCGGGGGACUUCCUGGUCCAGUUGGACCAACAGGAGGCAUUGGGCUCAAUGGUGACAAGGGAGAGGCCGGCCCUAAAGGGACCCCUGGACGUCGAGGAGCGAGAGCAGUGGCCGGAGCUUCUGGGGAGCCUGGUCCAACCGGUGCAGUAGGAUUCCCUGGGUCUCCUGGUCCCGAUGGGCAACCUGGGGUCAAAGGUGAACCAGGAGAGAGGGGUCAGAAGGGUGAGGCUGGAGCACAGGGACUCCAAGGAACAGCUGGUAAACUUGGUUCCCAGGGUCCUGCUGGUGUGACUGGACUAAAGGGGGCCAGAGGAACACAAGGGGCCGCGGGUGGGUCUGGUUUCCCAGGAUUCCCUGGGGGAGUUGGUCCAGCAGGCUCCGUUGGUGAGGUAGGGGCGCCUGGAGACAUUGGUACCCCAGGGAAGGCAGGUACUCCUGGACUUAGAGGCGAGAAUGGAGGCCCUGGGCGUGUAGGAGAGAGAGGGGCCCCGGGCCCAGCAGGUGCCCCAGGAGACAAGGGAGAGCCUGGAGAGGAUGGACCAGGGGGCCCUGAUGGGCCGGCGGGACCAGCAGGCAUCUCAGGACAGCGAGGUGUUGUGGGCAUACCUGGAGUCAGAGGAGAGAGCGGGAUGGUUGGGCCCCCCGGUACUGCUGUACGUAUGGAACUCAAGUUCACAUUCACCAUUCAUUUCUAUAGCCUUGAGAAUAGAGGGAAUCCUGGUCCUGAAGGUCUUGCUGGAACUCCGGGGCUUCAUGGCUCUGUUGGGCCAGUUGGCACCUCUGGUGUCCCUGGGAAGAGAGGAAACAAUGGUGCUAGAGGGCCUCCAGGACCCCAGGGACAAUCAGGGAUCCGGGGGACUCUGGGGCCUCAAGGGCCACAGGGAGACAGGGGAGCCAAAGGAGACCAAGGAGAGAGAGGGCAGAAAGGCCACAGAGGCUUCACUGGAUUGCAAGGCUUACCUGGGACAACUGGACAAUCUGGGGAUGUUGGAGCUGGAGGAAUUGUAGGACCUACUGGACAGAGAGGGCCCCCUGGUGUGGUUGGCCCCGCAGGAGGUGAUGGACAAAUUGGGCUGACCGGGCCCAUGGGCUCCCCUGGAUCAAGAGGAACCAGUGGAGACAUCGGACCUCAGGGGCCUCCUGGGGAUGCUGGUCCCCCUGGUCCCCCAGGGACCCCUGGCCCUCCCACUGCUGGGGCUGAUAUAGUCCAACUGGGACGACUCCGGCCCCCAUCCCCUCCAGAGUUCAACGAGGAUGAGGCGCGUCCCAAUAAUGCCUCGACCGUCCUCGGGGCAGACCAGGGGAUCCAGACCACGCUGAAGAGCCUCAGUGGAAACCUGCAGAACAUGAAGUGCCCCGAUGGCAGCCAGGCCAACCCCGCCAAAACCUGCCAGGACAUCAAGCAGUGCCACCCCCUUAAAAAGACCGGAGACUACUGGCUGGACCCCAACCAGGGCAGUACCAAGGAUGUUAUCAAGGUGUUCUGCAACAUGGAGACUGGUGAGACCUGCAUCUCAGCCCACCCCAUCUCAGCCAGCAUCCCUCGCAAAACAUGGUGGACCAAAUCCACUCCCACUGCCAGCAAACCUGUCUGGUUUGGAGCAAAUAUGAAUGGAGGAACUAAAUUUAGCUACGGCAACAAGGAGGAGCUGCCCAACGCCGUAAAUAUUCAGAUUAGGCUGAUCCGCCUGCUUUCUAAGGAGGGUGUCCAGAAUGUCACCUACCACUGCAAGAACAGCGUGGCCGUGAAUGACGGAGCCACAGGCAACCUGAAGAAGGCUCUGAUCCUCAAGGGCUCCAACGGACAGGAGGUCAAGGUUCAGGGCAACUCCCGCCUCAGAUACACUGUCCUGGAGGAUGGCUGCUCCAAAUCAAAUGGAGACUGGGGCAAGACUGUGAUUGAGUACAGAACUCAGACGCCAGCCAGACUACCUAUCGUAGACUUGGCCCCCAUGGACAUAGGCAAGGAGGACCAGGAGUUUGGCCUGGACAUCGGACCUGUGUGUUUCUCCUAAACCCAACACACAUGGAUGGAUGGAUUUAUUUAACCCUACGAGGAGUGAAUUUUUUAGAACGCCAUCCUCAAUUCUGUUUAAAGAUGCAAUCUGGAUUUCAAACAACAAAAAAGCACUCACUUUUUAGUUACAUUCUUCAAGAAUCAAUGGCUAUAUAUCACUCAUUUAAAAGAUUGCCCCUUCAAGAAUUAGGUUUCAGUUCAAUAACUAAUAAUGAACAACAACCCCUUGUGAUGUCAUCAAUUAGAAUCGGUUGGAAUGUUGUCGUCCAUUCUCCUCCAAAGGGUUAAACAUUCCCAAGACUCUUGGACUACCUGCUGAAGCAAUCAGCUUUGUACAUAAAGGCAGGGCGGAGAAACUACAGUACAGUAUAUGUCCUGCCUGCUACUAAAAUAUUUAUUGCUUCUUUCCAAGAAACAACUAAAGUUGUUAGUGCAAUGGUACUGGUAGUAAUUACUAUUGAGGAAUGCAGGUGAAUUGUAUUAAUAAGAUUGUGUCAUAAUGGAGUUUCAGGGCCUGAAGGUCUAAGCUUGUUGAAAACAUGACCAUUUAUGGAACUUAAGUGUCAGUGUCGUAUGACAUUCCAUCAUACAUUUCUUUACCAGUUUCUCAGUGAAUGCCACUAAAUAGAUAUACUGUCACUUGAUGUAGAGACAAAACAACAACAAUUGUAUUACUUUUUCUAAUGUAAAUUCAACAUAAGAAUGUCAAUUUCUCUUCACAUGUUUAUUAUUCCUGUUAAUUAUUGAUAUUAUGAUAUUUUCUUCUUUCGACUGAUGGUGUUACACCCAAUAAAAUGAAUCUCAUGCCCUUUUCA